Seminavis robusta is the source of this 1791-nucleotide messenger RNA. The record is from the annotation of a GenBank genome assembly. Lineage: Eukaryota; Bacillariophyta; Bacillariophyceae; Naviculales; Naviculaceae.
AUGGCAGCAACAUCAAAUGCAGAUGCCGCAUUGGCCCAUGGCAUUGGCACAGAUUCCCACUUUUGGAUCUGCCAUUUGGAAGAUUGCCCACUCAGGAGAGUCUACCUGUACUUAGAAUCUCCCACCACCGUCAAUCUCGAGAUCAAUCAAGGUCCUUCAGAGGCCAACCCACAGCCGAACCACGAAGAAAAGGAAAUCAAUGCAGACAACAAUACUGUCACCGAGUUUUCUGACGAAGAAGAAAAUGAAGGGGGCAUUUUUGGUUUUUUCCACAAACUCUAUAGUGGAGCUCGCUCUGUUCUUCUGAAUACUAAUAUUUGUAACGUUUCGGACACCAGUACAGGAGACGAAAGGAGCAAUUCGGGAUCCCUUGGCAGUGAGGAAGAAUCCCCAAAAAAUGUGACCCAUGUCGGAGAGAGCGUUGCACCUGAUGCACACUUCCUUGACGAAGGACAGAAAAAUGCUGCUUCGAAUCUCAAGACAGAAUCCACUGACAUGGUUCUACAGCAACGUGGGGGCAAAACCAAUCCCUGCAACCACAAGAAGAAGGAUCCUCCAGUCAAUGGUGGUGAGCAUUUUACGGCUGACAGUUACGGAGCCACUGCUGCUGUGGGAGCCACCGGGAUUUGCAGGGAUGCUCCGGCUCGAGUCAACACGGGGACCCAUGCUUCAGGGUUGGUUGCAACCACAACAACAGUUGCUGCUGUAGCAGGAAACGAGGUGGAAACUGCGCACCCCACCAUCCAGAAUGGGACAGAAGGAGUCGAGAAAUUGAACUCUGAAUGCGUGGAACCUACUGUGACUCCAGCUGUGACUGGGGCUCCUCAUACUCAUACUCUUGUCCAACCUCCUCCUCCUGCUGCACCUGCACCUAAUGGUGGAACCGUUGCCGUGGCUGUUCGUCCUGAAGCCGAGUCUCCAGUUGUGGCAGUUGUGGCUGUGCCUCCUCCAGCUCAAGUUGCUGUUUUGCCUCCAACUGUACAGCAACCACCUCCUCCAGCUCCUCCAGCUGGUGUUAGUGCUCUUGGGAAUAAUGAGCUAAUGAUGAUGCUUUUCAAGUCUCAGCAGUCUCAAUUGAAGUCUCAGCAGUCUCAUUUGUCAACACUUCAAUCACUUUUGGACAAGAAAGAUCAAAGCCCAGGCCCAGGUACUGGUACCGGUACCACCGUUCAGCCACAGCAGCACAAUGAUAAAAUUGUGUGGCCCAUGGAAAAAGCACAGGCAAAAUCCCUCCCCCUGCGUACAUGGGGGGAACAAUUUGCGGCAUUGGCAUCAUUCCAUGCAAAGAAUGGGCAUUUCAAUGUUCCAUUUUCUGAUGACAGACGACUACACAAUUGGGUCAAGAAUCUACGCAACUCAACGAGUUUGACUGAGGACAUGAAGACCAAACUUCAUGCCAUUGAAUUCUUCCCCAAGGAACCCGUUGUGGAUCAUCUGGUUGCCAGUCUCCAGCAACGCAACAGUGUCAACAACAACAACAAUAACAUAACAGCAAGAGAGCUGCAAGAUCCUCCAGAGGAACAAAAACGUCACUUCGUGUGCAUUGUUGGCAGCGAUUAUGAAGUGGAAGGAGGAAACCGCGAAGGAAGAAACCGCCAAGGUGGAGCGCCAAAAAACCACUCAACAUGGACCUCAGACGAGAUGGAGUCUGAUGAUGAUGAGGAGAAGGUACACGUACCAAUUUCUCCCAGGGGAGGCACCAGGCAGUGUAAGAGAAAGAGGAAGGUGUCAUCUGCAUCCGCAAGGCCCAAGAAGAAGGGAGCUGGGAGUUCCCGACGACGAUACCGGUAA